Trichoderma aggressivum f. europaeum is the source of this 903-nucleotide messenger RNA. RefSeq lists its product as uncharacterized. Lineage: Eukaryota; Fungi; Ascomycota; Sordariomycetes; Hypocreales; Hypocreaceae. Bases 1 to 903 code for a protein of 300 amino acids. The record is from RefSeq and is a predicted model, not a curated record. The transcript has a single exon.
AUGGCUGGAAUAGACUCAACAGCCACUCAGGCCCCGACUAAACCGGCCGUCCCCGUCGUCACCUCGUUCCCCUUCAACCCCCUAACGACAACUUUUACCCGUCCCUCGGACUGCGAUGGCAUCUUUGCAUCCAGCUUCCUCUCUGGCAUUGACUUCUCAACGACCUGCCUGCCCAAAGGCUUCCACACUGACGAGAUAUCGUACUUCUCGCCCGGCCUGGUGUGCCCUACGGGCUACUACUCUGCUUGCCACGAUAACAUCGGCGCGAAGAGCAUCACGACGGUAACAUGCUGUCCGACAUUUGGAACCGACCUUUCACUUUCGUGUGUCACGGCUAGCACGCUGGCGAGUGUUUGGUCCACGCUGUUUUGUACAUGGGUUGCAGGCGAUGUUACUUCGCUCCCCAUGACGGUGAGCGACAACGGCAUCACGAGCACGGUGACGAGAUCUUUCUCAGGACGUGAAGGACUCAAUGCUUUUGGCGUUCGAAUGGUCUACCAAAAGACUGACACUCAGAGGACAACAAUGGCAACGACAACCAAGCACACGGCAACCGAGUACACACCAACAUCCUGGACAUGGUCUGGGUGGCCGGCAUACCCAACGGGCCCUGAGUCUAGCGACUCAUCCGGUGGCCUCUCCUCAGGAGCAAAGGCUGCGAUAGGAGUAGGAAUUGCCGUGCCCAUAGUCGUCGUCGGUCUGGCCGUCGGCUUGUUUGUUUGGUGGUGGAGGAGACGGAAGCAGUACAACAAAGUGCUGAUGGGCCAGCAGACACAGCCCACAGAGCUUCACAACCAAUCGACGCCUAGCGAGUUGGUGGGAACGAUGGGCAAGCCUAUGCAUGCUGCCGAGGUGCCUGCGCAUGAACCUCCCGCGACUGAACUGCCGGCGUCAUGGCGGUAG